This is a messenger RNA of Doryrhamphus excisus (bluestripe pipefish), 921 nucleotides long. It is a transcript of the gene tmem208, whose product is annotated as transmembrane protein 208. The record is from RefSeq and is a predicted model, not a curated record. Gene Ontology annotation, cellular component: intracellular membrane-bounded organelle. Lineage: Eukaryota; Metazoa; Chordata; Actinopteri; Syngnathiformes; Syngnathidae. Gene Ontology annotation, biological process: vacuolar protein processing.
UGUCACGCGUCAAAGAUUAUGAUGACGUAUAUUGCAUGCGCCGGAUGUCUUGCUUACAGACCCAGAGACAUCGCUUAACGCUGAUGUGUUCAAAGAAAUGACACCGCAGCGAUUUUUGUCGAUGGGUUUUUGGAUUUAAUAACAUAAACGAAAAGGGGGCUGUGUUUCAAACUUUACAGAGGACACGGUGGAAAAGUAUCUACCUGUUUGCCAAUGGCGCCCAAAACUAAAGUUGGAACUAAAGGAAAGAAGCAGAUUCUGGAGGAGAACGAGGCCACCUUAAAGUUCUACACAAGAGUCAUCCUUGGUGCUAACGCUAUAUACGCUGUUGUAAAUCUUUUCAUCUUCUACAAUUCAUCUACCUUUUGGACGUGGCUGUUGCUGGCGUUGGCGCUGGCAGUGUAUGUGGGGAGCUACCGUUCCAUGUCCUCCAUGGCCAAGCCGGCGUUUGCUGACGAUGGAAGUCUCCUGGACGGAGGAAUAGACUUAAACAUGGAGCAGGGAAUGGCGGAGCACCUGAAGGACGUCAUUCUUCUCACAGCCAUCGUCCAAGUACUCAGCUCCAUCUCUUCCUAUUUCUGGUAUCUCUGGCUGCUGGCCCCGGCUCGCGCUUUUCACCUGCUCUGGGUGAACAUUCUGGGCCCCUGGUUCUCGGCGGAGACCCCGUCGGCGCCGGAGGAAGUGAACGAGAAGAAGCAGAGAAGACAAGAGCGUCGACAGAUGAGGAGGUUCUGAUGGCGCAGAGUGCACGGAGCCAUAUUUUUAUACACGGAAUGAAAGAACUCGACUGGUUAAGUUAUGCCAUUUUUUGUUAUUGAAUGAAACACAAUCCAGAUUUACCAUCCAAUUUUGAAAGGUCCUACGAUACUGCAGGGAUGUCAUUUAGUAUCUUUUUCAAAUAAACAUCUUCUCCGUACACAA